AUGGCCGCUUCGGUCGAGCCACGGCAGUCGUCGUUCGGCCGCCUCGACGCGCCGGCCACCGCGCCGCCGGCACGCAACGGUUCCUCCAACGGCGGCAUCCGUCGCCGCGCCGACUCGCCGGUGCGCGGCUGCGGGUUCCCCCCGCUCAUUUCGCCGCCGCGGAAGGCCAUCGUCGAGGAAGAGGAGCAGGACGAGGAGGACGAGGAGCCGGAGGAGGACUGGCGGGAGGCGUACGGCUCGCAGCUGCAGCUGGAGGUGGAGCCGUCGACGCGCGACCCGCGGGACGAGGGCACGGCGGACGCCUGGAUCGACCGCAACCCCUCGCUGAUCCGCCUCACCGGCAAGCACCCGCUCAACUGCGAGCCGCCGCUGGCGCGCCUCAUGCACCACGGCUUCAUCACGCCCGCGCCGCUCCACUACGUGCGCAACCACGGCGCCGUGCCAAAGGGCGACUGGGCCACAUGGACGGUCGAGGUGACAGGGCUCGUCCGCCGCCCCGCGCGGCUCACCAUGGACGAGCUGGCCAACGGGUUCGCCGCCGCGGAGGUGCCCGCCACGCUGGUGUGCGCCGGCAACCGCCGCAAGGAGCAGAACAUGGUGCAGCAGACGGUGGGCUUCAACUGGGGCGCGGCGGGGGUGUCCACCUCCGUCUGGCGCGGGGCGCGCCUCCGCGAAGUGCUGCUCCGGUGCGGCAUCAUGUCGCGCAAGGGGCAGGCCCUGAACGUGUGCUUCGAGGGCGCCGAGGACCUCCCCGGCGGCGGCGGCUCCAAGUACGGCACCAGCGUGACCCGGGAGUGGGCGCUCGACCCGUCCCGCGACAUCCUGCUCGCCUACGCGCAGAACGGCGACCCGCUGCUGCCCGACCACGGGUUCCCGGUGCGCGUGCUCAUCCCCGGCUGCAUCGGCGGCCGCAUGGUCAAGUGGCUCCGGCGCAUCGUCGUCACCCCCGCCGAGUCCGACAACUACUACCACUUCAAGGACAACCGGGUGCUGCCGUCGCACGUGGACGCGGAGCUGGCCAACGCGGAGGCGUGGUGGUACCGGCCCGAGUACAUCAUCAACGAGCUCAACACCAACUCGGUGAUCACCACGCCCGGGCACGACGAGAUCCUCCCCAUCAACGCCUUCACCACCCAGCGCGCAUACACCAUGAAAGGAUACGCAUACUCCGGUGGUGGUAAGAAGAUCACACGAGUGGAAGUGACUCUGGACGGCGGCGAGAGCUGGAUGUUGUGCACGCUCGACAUCCCGGAGAAGCCGAACAAGUACGGCCGGUACUGGUGCUGGUGCUUCUGGUCGGUGGAGAUCGAGGUGCUGGACCUCCUUGGGGCCAAGGAGGUGGCGGUGCGCGCGUGGGACCAGACCCACAACACCCAGCCGGAGAAGCUCAUCUGGAACCUCAUGGGCAUGAUGAACAACUGCUGGUUCAAGGUGAAGGUCAACGUGUGCCGCCCCCACAAGGGCGAGAUCGGGCUGGUCUUCGAGCACCCCACGCAGCCGGGGAACCAGACCGGCGGCUGGAUGGCGCGCCAGAAGCACCUCGAGACGGCCGAGGCGGCGGCGCCGGGGCUCAAGCGGAGCACGUCUACUCCGUUCAUGAACACCGUCGCGGACAAGCAGUUCACCAUGUCCGAGGUGCGCAAGCACGGGUCCAAGGAGUCGGCGUGGAUCGUGGUGCACGGCCACGUCUACGACUGCACCGCCUUCCUCAAGGACCACCCCGGCGGUGCCGACAGCAUCCUCAUCAACGCGGGAUCCGACUGCACCGAGGAGUUUGACGCCAUCCACUCCGACAAGGCCAAGGCGCUGCUCGACACGUACCGCAUUGGCGAGCUCAUCACAACGGGGACGGGCUACAACUCUGACAACUCGGUCCACGGCGGGUCCAGCCUCUCCCACCUCGCCCCGAUCCGCGAGGCCACCAAGGUCGCCGGCGCGCCCAUCGCUCUCUCCAGCCCGCGGGAGAAGGUCCCCUGCCGCCUCGUCGACAAGAAGGAGCUCUCCCACGACGUCCGUCUCUUCCGCUUCGCGCUGCCGUCCUCCGACCAGGUGCUCGGCCUCCCCGUCGGCAAGCACAUCUUCGUGUGCGCCACCAUCGACGGCAAGCUCUGCAUGCGCGCCUACACGCCGACGAGCAUGGUCGACGAGAUCGGCCAGUUCGAGCUGCUCGUCAAGGUCUACUUCAAGGACGAGCACCCCAAGUUCCCCAGCGGCGGCCUCAUGACGCAGUACCUGGAGUCGCUCCAGCUCGGCUCCUGCAUCGACGUCAAGGGCCCGCUGGGGCACGUCGAGUACACCGGCCGCGGCAACUUCGUCAUCAACGGCAAGCAGCGGCGGGCGCGCAGGCUGGCCAUGAUCUGCGGCGGCAGCGGGAUCACGCCCAUGUACCAGGUGAUCCAGGCCGUGCUGCGCGACCAGCCGGAGGACGAGACGGAGAUGCACCUGGUGUACGCGAACCGGAGCGAGGACGACAUCCUGCUGCGCGACGAGCUGGACCGGUGGGCGGCGGAGUACCCGGAGAGGCUCAAGGUGUGGUACGUGAUCGACCAGGUGAAGCGGCCGGAGGACGGGUGGAGGUUCAGCGUCGGGUUCGUGACGGAGGACAUCCUGCGGGCGCACGUCCCCGAGGGCGGCGACGACACCCUCGCGCUCGCCUGCGGGCCGCCGCCCAUGAUCAAGUUCGCCAUCUCGCCCAACCUCGAGAAGAUGAAGUACGACAUGGCCAAUUCCUUCAUCUCUUUCUGA
This is a messenger RNA of Triticum turgidum subsp. durum (durum wheat), 2745 nucleotides long. The record is from the annotation of a GenBank genome assembly. NCBI's taxonomy places the organism in Eukaryota, Viridiplantae, Streptophyta, Magnoliopsida, Poales, Poaceae.